GAGGACAGAGACUGAUUAAAUAUCUCUGCAGUCUUAGAGUACGUUGUUAACAAUGCCCAGGCAAUGUAAACAUAUAAAUACUGUUCUGGAAGUUAAAGAAAAUAUGAGUAGAAGUGUGGAAGAAAAGGAAGAGGCCCGUUUCUCUGAUCAAGACCAGAAGAUCUGCAAAGUGACUGAAUGCAAAAUCACAUUGGCAUCUGAGAAGGAGAAUUAUAGUGAUAAAAAUCAAGUGACAUUGGAAAGACCCAUGCUGAAGUACAGUAAAGACUUGCAGAAAGAAUCAUACCUCAACUGCAAGGAUGCUGUUAACUGUCAGCUCACAGAAUGCUUUUUUGAUACACUAAAUAGAGUUACAUUUGGUGAAUCUACCUUGCCUUUGAGCRAUAAGGACAGUUUUUCAGAAAGGAGACCUAUGUCUUUGAGGAAUGAAAGCUCCUGGAUACCUGAUAGAGAUAAAGCAGAAGAAAAAUAUGACUGUGGAAAAUCAGAGCAACUGAGGAGGAGAAAGCCUAUUGAUUUUGCAACUGCAACAAUUGCUGAAUUUGGGAUUACCCCAGAAUCAUUCACUAAACAAUCUGUAGAGCAGUCUCCAACUUUGUCAAAGUUUAGACGAAGAUCAACAAUCGGCGUGCGAGGGUCCCCAGAAAAUAACACACUUAUUCGAUACCUCGCCCAACAGAGAACGAGUAGGCAGAAAGAACUCUUUGCACAGACUAGUCCUUUUAAUCAUCAAAAUGCUGGAUCAUUAAAGGACAAAAUAUGUGCUUUUCAAAAAUCUUUUACAUCAGUGCAAGAAAAUGAAGGGAAGAUUGGCUCCCCUGGGCUCUCACAGGCGCCUGAUGCUUUCCAGGAGGCAAGCUCUUAUUUCAGUCCUGAGUAUGUCACUAAAGAAGACAGAAAUAAUGUUACAUCAGAUCUAACUAGAAAGAAAGUUAGUUUUGCAGAAGAACUGAGUCUGGAAACAUAUGAUGAAACCAAAGCGCCUGUCACACCGGUACAAAGAGGAAAUGUUUUAUCCAAGAAACAUAUACAGAGCGGGUCCUGUCUUCAAUCUGUAUUGAAGAAGACACCAGUAAAGCAAAUAAUGGAUGGCGGCAYGAAGGUAUUAGACAGUCCUGUUGACAGAAGAAGUGGUGAGUCUCUUCACGUCAGCAGUGCCACAAACAUCUAUGAAUUACUUCAAGCAGAGGAGACUGAACAAUGUGGCUCAGAAAAGCGAAAGAAGAAAAAAGUUUCUUUUGGAGAAGAUCUAAGUCCAGAAAUAUUUGACAAAACUUUGCCUGCAAACACUCCAUUGCACAAAGGAGCAACACCAGCCCGUUAUCCAGGAUUGCAAAGCAACAGUCCAUUUACAGGGUCAAGUCUGACGGAAGACCCAUUAUCUCAACCAAACUUUGACUGCAGUGAUGAAAACUUGUUUAAGGAGUGCCCCAGGCCUCUUCAGGAGAUAAUGGAGGAUUAUGUUKCUGCGGAAGGUUUUUUAUCUGCUGAAAAUAAGGAAGAAACUGACAGAUCUUUAACAAGAAUAACUCGAUCCUGUACAAAAAGAAAGUAUGGCACCGUUCCUGAAGAGACAGAUUCUAGCAUCUCAAAAGCCACAAGUGCCAAGAAUACUAACAGUGUUAAAAAUCCAAGAAAGAACAAAUUUCAAAGACAAAAGAGCAAAACUGUAUCUACUGCUGAGAAGACACCAUUUCUUCAGAGAGUAAAACGUACAAGCUAUGGAAAAAGAAGAAGAAAGAAAAAGGUAAAAGAAUCUUUAUAUGGGGAGAGAGAAAAGGCUUCUAAGAAACCUUUCCUGAGCCCAAUCCCUGAAAUUCCAGAAGUUUUCUAUUUUGCCUCAUCUCCAAACACACCAAGACAAAUGCAAGGCAAUCAUARGACAAAUGCAGUUUUUCCAGAUGAUUUCAAAUCCAGGAAUACUUAUGAGGAUGGUCAACAGAAAGUGGUUGAAAGAAUGAAAGRGGAAAACAUAGAUACGAUUCAUACAUGUCCAAGCUCUAAGGACCUGGAUGCUGUGGAAGCCAGCAGCUCCAGAGACGCACUGUUUCAGACUUCAGGUGAUCCAGAGCCUGUUUCAAGCACUGAUUACCAGUUUCCCAAUAGUGUUGUACCCGAAGCAAAGUGUAUAUUUGAUACGUCUGAUUACAUCCAGCAAGGUCAAGAGUUUGCAUGUAUAGAAGAAGCAGAAAUUAAUUCCUUAACAGAAAACAAGAAAUUACAAGGAAACUUCCUAAAUAAGGAAGAGCCACUAGCAAGACUAGAAUUCCUGGAACCUCAGAACACUGGUGUACAUAAGGAUGCCCAAAGAAUGGAGUGUUCACCAAAAGACUGCUCAAGAGGAAAACCAUCAAGAAAAGGAAGAAAUAGUACUGCGUGCAUUUCUAACAUUAAAGACUUAGAUUUUGAAGCAAUUGGAAACAAGUUUUCAGUUUCUUCUUUUAAUGUGGAAGAAGUCCUAUCUGCUGCUCAGCUGAAAAAUGAUUCCUUGGAGUCUUUUAGAAUGAGUGAUGCUAGUGAUGGGAAAAGGAGGGUGAGACGCAGCAUGAGACUACAUAAAGAUGCAGAAACUGAAGGACUUGCAUGGAUUCAAGUACCUGAUGAGAUCCAAGUGAGACCUCAACUUUUAGCUUCCUGUUGCAAAAUUAGGAGAAGAGCAAGUGUAUCUGUUCUUAAAGAAUCUGAGAAAGUUCACCAUAGAGAAGAAAACCUCAUCAAAUUUUCAGCACAAGGAAAGGAAAACAAUAACUCUGGGCAUCUUGAUGAUGGUUCUUGCAAAAGGCAGAGGAGGAGAAGCAUGGGUGUAUUCACACCUGCAGAAAAAAGAAAUUGGGCUCAACCCCAGAAAAGGAGCAUAGCAGAUCUAGGAAACAGGAACGACAGAAGUAACCAAGAACCAUAUGGUGAAGUAGAAAUAUCUCUUGAAAAUCAGUCUGACAUUUAACAAAUCUUCACCUACCUCUUUAAAAAAAAAAAUGGUCAGUAUUUUAACAUAGAUAUUUUCUAACCUAAGUGCUAUUAGAAAUAGUCUCUAUGUAAUGGUGUAAGUGGAAGAAAUAUGUAAUAUCCUGUAAUAUCCUAUUUCCUUAUUAAUUUUCGUAAUAACUUAAAUUUGCCCUUUCUUAUCUUGAUGACUCUAAAAUGCUUGCUAAUYGGAACUGUGAGAAGGAAUUAGCUUGACUUGGAGAAUUUGUUUAGUAGACCGUGCUGACGUAGUCAAGAGGAUAAAACUUCCUGUCUUAUGGUGAACUGARUUUUGGUAGCACCUCUUUAUUCUAAUCUGCAUCUUCACCUUUUGUGUUUUYAUAGUGUGGUGUGUUUUCAGAGCAAUAAAUUAGCAGUAAAUCAAAGUUCCAUUACAGGCASUGACUAGAGUGGAAUUCAUAUAAAGAUGGGCUAAAUUUUAUAUCAGAUUUACUAAACUAUGCUUACUCAUUUCAAAAAAGUUUCUAAAUAUUUAUUGUAUAUAACUUUAUUGUAUGAUGUAUAUUUUAAUAUUCAGUGCCUAUGUAUUAAAUAUAGGGCAUAAGACUUGGUAGUUCACCUGUCAUCCUACAUUUUUACUUCUCUAAUUUCAAAAAUGUAAUAAAAACGACGACUAUAGAUGAUCAACUUAAACAUUUGGCAUUACUUUCACUCCUUAUGAUGUUCAGUUUUAGCCGUAGUGAAAUACCUGUGCCCGCUUUCAGCAGAGCUUUAUGUUGAAUAAGAUCUCUACUGUGACCUUGUUUUUACCAUUAUUGAUGUAGAAUAAAGUAUUUUCUGUA
Nothoprocta perdicaria is the source of this 3767-nucleotide messenger RNA. It is a transcript of the gene CDCA2, whose product is annotated as cell division cycle associated 2. The coding region runs from base 53 to 2944 and encodes 963 amino acids. The record is from RefSeq and is a predicted model, not a curated record. Gene Ontology annotation, cellular component: nucleus; chromosome. The transcript has 12 exons. Gene Ontology annotation, biological process: regulation of mitotic nuclear division; regulation of chromosome segregation. NCBI's taxonomy places the organism in Eukaryota, Metazoa, Chordata, Aves, Tinamiformes, Tinamidae.